GCGGCGCAAACAUCGCGCAGACAGCGCCCGCGCGCGCCUUUGCUCGGUCCGUACCGCGAAAUAAACUCAAAAAUUAAAACUUUGCAAACUUCUUAACCAGUGUUUAGUUUAAUUAAUAUAAGUGGUAAUUAACAGAUUAUGGGUUUGGCCGCGGACGCCCAAACAGGUCAACUUUUCGGCCGUGUUUUUGUGCUUUUUCUAUUAAUGACGUCAUAGGCUUACAGUAGCAAGUAAGUACAAAAUCAAUAUGUGUUCUGAAGUGUUAAUUAAUGAAGCGCAGAAAGUGGGAAGGCCAUGAAAAAACGACACAUAAGAAAAAGCGUACGGUGGCAGGCGAAGAAUCAAAGACUACGACUUGAUAUACGGAAUGAAACAUGACUGUUGAAAGGAACUAAUUAACGCCAAAUCGCGGUAGCUUCCAUUGAUCACCCUAACAUAUCGUAUCGUAAGAUUAUAAUAUUAGUUUGUUAGUAUUUCGCCUUUUCUCGUGCCUCUCUCCAAUUCUAAAUUUAAUGAUAAUACGUACUGUGAUUGACAAAGUGAUAUUGGUGUUUGUGUACAUAGUAACGCUAGAACCUUUAACGUAAUAUUCCGGAACUCGUGUAUCUGUGACCGCUCAAUAAAGGCACAAAACUGGCAAGUAUGCAGGCAGCUCUUAUGAUAAGAGCAAAAUCUAGGGAGCGAAGAAAACAACGACUGAAGCGUGGUAUCAAACAUGAAAUACCGAGCAACGUAGCAACGAAGACUAUUGCACCUUUCCCGAGAUACCCACCUACUUCAUGGUGCGCCGCUGGGCGCGCGGCGUGGCAAGAGGCCGCAGCUCUCUCCGUGGGCGGCGGCGCAGGGGCCGCUGGGGGUGCAGCCCGGCGUUGCUCGGUGCUCGGGGACCACCCGGGGGCCCGGCGGGACCCCCGCGCCAAGUGGCACAGGAACAACCGGGUGCGCGAUGCGUCGUACGGGUCUUCUUCGGAAUCGGACGGCGACGAAGCCAACGGCGAGCCGUGGGGCGUCGCCCGGCUUCUUUACGCUGGACUUGCGACACUUGCAGUUGGACUGGUUGUGUAUUUCGUUGGGACAGGCGACAAGCCUUCCCAGGGUUUCAAGACACCAGCCCUGCGGCUGGUGGGUCCCUGUCUCAUCGUAGCAGGACUGGCCUGCUGCUUACUGCGUAUCAUAUUCUGUAUGUUUGCCAAGCCUUGCUGUCCGCGACGGAAUCACAAGGAGAACAGAAGACUGUCAGGUGGUGCAGAGGGAGAAGAGAUGCCUUUAGCUGGCGGAUGUCCCAGCACCCGAGCUGGGCCCGCGCAGUGUUCGCCCGCGAGGCGUCUAGACUCCUCGUGCGACGUGUCGAGCCUCUCCAGCGGCGAAGAGGACGAACGCCUGCGACGAUAUCGCACUUCGAACCAGCCGCAACCGCAGCCGCAGACUGUCUUAGUUCAACAAGCAAACCCUCCUCGCACGGCAGCGUCUGCGUUGUCAAGCGCAAACGCAGGCAAACGUCCGCCCCCUCGCAAUGUCUCGUUCGCGGGCGGACCUGAUGGCGAGCUGGUCCUAAGUCCCUCGCAAUUACGCUCCUAACCAAAUAUACAAACUAUGGCCGAUCGCGGUCUCAGUGUGCUUAAUUACAAAUUACAUAAACUGUUCAGCGAAAUUGACUUUUCUUUUGCACGACACCCCAUUUGCAGAUGCCUACGUGAAUUGUGAUACCGCGAACACUACCGUGUGACGGUUAACGGUAGGAAUGUGUUACCUAAUGUAGGGAUUACUGAAUGUGCUAGAUCCAUCCGUCUUAUGCAUACUAGGGAUAAGGUUGAGAGAUCUACGAACGCACCUAAAUAUUGAAAUAUAAACAUUAUGUUAAAACUGCCUACUACUAGAUGCGAAUUUAUAUUUAAAUAUAAAAUUCAUUAAAAUAGAUUUAUAACUGACAAUAAUGAUUGUUAACUGAUGUAUAAAGUGUUAUGCGUAUGAGCGUUGACUUUAAUUUAAACCAAUCGUAUGUUUAAGCGCUGAGAUUCUCAAAUUAUCUUCCAUAAUUAAUUUAAAAUAAAUACGCCUUAACUUAUUUUCUAUAUCUUGGCGCUUAAACGACGGAAAGAACACCAAAAUAUUUAUAAAUAGCUAAACGAAAAUUGAUGUACUGUUUAACAGUUUAUGUUUUAGGUAAGGAUGUGUGUUGAUAAGAUACGAUAAAUUAUGCGUUAAUGUGCGUUGUAUGGCACACAUAGUGUUUAUAAAUAUAUUUUAGAAGUAUUUGCACCUUUCGUAGUGAUCAAUUGUAUCUGCAGGUUUUAUUAGAAUAAAAUUUCGCGAAUUGAGCGAUACAUGAAAAUGUUUUUGAUUAGUUUCGUCAAUUAAUCUGAGGAAAUGUAUAGUUAUUUUGUAUUGUUUAAAUCUAAGAAUUGUCAAUUAAUUAAAUUAUUUCGCGUAAUUUCGCUUAUUUUAAGUCGUGCAUUAUAUAAAGUAUUUCGCACUGAUUGUUUUAAGCUAUUAAUGUAUUUAUGAUUCAGGAGUAAAAAAUACGGUUCUAUAAUGAAUAGUUUUAAUGUAAAAUUACUCUAGUCAAAAUAUACAUUCUGGAACUUAAUUUAUAUUAUUUUUUCAUAACAAAUUGUCAUUGCUUCUGAGUGUAUUAAAAUUACGGUAUUUGUUAGUCUCCAUAAUUUUGGAGAUCGUAACGAUUAUAUAUCUCAAAUUAAAUUCUUUGUCCUUCACACAUUGUGACACACCACACCAUUUUUGUUGCAAAUGUUAUAUGGGAGAAAACAAAGAAAUUAUUAUAAAAUAAUAAUAAUACGUUCAAUAAAGCGAGAGAAUAUAUGAUAUAUAUACACCGUAAAUAAUAACUCAAAAUAUAAAACUUUAGUAUAUCUAGAAUAUUUUCUUUUAUUACAAUUGUAUAUUUUGACUAGAUUAUCCGGUAUAUAAAUAAUUUCGUUAUAACAAUGUUCAGCCAUGAAUGUAGCCACCCAUAUAGACGUUAAGGAAAAAUAUGAGCUUUAUUUAGAGUUUAACCGGUGGCUUAUAACCGAUGUUAAAGUACCCCAUUUGUCAUUUUAUUUCAUUAUAAUUUAAACCUUCUUAUGAAUAAAUUCUAUAAAAUACCUAAGCUAUUACGUACGUACGUAUACGUAUUAUUUUACUAGCGCCGAUUGCAUUAAUGAGCUUUCGUUUUGCGACAUCAAUACCUAUGAAAAUGUAUUUUUUAAAUUUUGAAGAAUCAUGAUAAAUGCGAUUCAAAGGCGCGUCAUAAUUUGGUUAAAUAAAAAUUUGUAUUUUUCUUGAGACGAAUUGAAGACUUCACUCAUUAACUCUAAAUUUCUAUAUAAUUAUAUGAUGGGUUGAUAUUUCAACCAAUGAAUAUGACUGCGUAACUACGCGCGUUUACUUACUUAAUAUUAGCUUUUCAAAUGCGCGUUAUAAUAUUUAUUUGUAAGGAGGUAUUUAAGCGCACAUUUUCUGGUGACAGGGUGAUUUAUAGAUUUUGUCUACCAGCAAAAUUUUGUAUCAUGUAGGGCCGGAACGGGAGCUUAAUUCUAUUUUCUAAAUAUUUCUGAGAGUUACACAGUCCGGCUCUUAACGUUUCGAUAACACUCUUUUCUCACAUAUACCUACAGAGUCUAAUUUGUAAAAAAUAUUCAAAAAUUCCUAUUUACCUAUCAACGUAUUUUCCGCGUGUUUGUAAUUUUUUAGUCCGCACCACAUUUUAAUAAUAUAGUAAAUUGUAAAUUUAAUAAUUGUGAAAUAUACGAAUAUUAACUGUUAAAUUUGAACCCAUCGCUCAUUCUUCGCCGUCAGUUAGUUCCUUUUAGAUGUACAGCGUUAGUUUUUCAUUAACAUUGUAAAACCUGACGUUUUGCGUAUAUAAUAGGCUCCUGCCAAAACAACAUAUUGUACAGGAAUUAAUUCACCUACUUAUAAGUAUACAAUUUAUCACUACAUAUGUAUUAAUGAAAUCAACGUCUCGUUAUUUAUAUGAACUCCAUCACCUCAGGUUUUAUCAAGCAUGUGCUUCCAGACCGCUUAGAUAGAAGAUUGUUUACGCUUAGCUUCUUAUACUAUGUUCUUCGGCCUAAUGUUACCAGAAUUAAAUAUAAUAGAAAAUGAAAGUUUAUUAAUUGUUAAUUUGUAAAUUUUUAUGUAAAACGACUCAUUGUACAAUAUGUCUAAAAUGCAAUCUUGUUCGAAUCGCUUUCUUAACAUAUAUUGGUUUUAAUAAAUAAUAGUUUAAUAUCUACAGCAAUAAUUUAAUGUUAAUCGUCUAAACAGCUUUGUAAGUAAAUUAUAGUAUAAGUUGCCCAAUUACACAGAUUUUCAAUACUAAUCUGUUAAAUUGUUUAACGUUGAAAAGUGUAUUAAAUCCUAGUCUAAGAAAAAUCCUGUGAACUUUUGAAAUAUAUUUAAAUUUAAAAAACUUAUUUUGUCCGCCUCCAUGAUUCAAUAUUAACAUGGAAAAUAACUCUCUUGGGACUCUACUUCAGUUGAAACAAUAAUGGUGUACGAGAUACCUAAAUUAUAUUUCUAAAACAGCAUAUAGCAUAGCAAAUAUUCACAUGAUUUAUAUUAGAUAUUUUUUUUAUAUGGUACUUAUACGAUUGAAUUUUAAAAUUGAUUUAUAUAUAAACGGCAAUAUACAUAUGGGAAAUAUAGAAUACGCGUUAAUAUUUAUAUCGAAUUAUUUAUCAUGUUUCUAUUUUAAUU
Messenger RNA from Pieris brassicae (large cabbage white), 4701 nucleotides. RefSeq lists its product as uncharacterized. The transcript has 7 exons. The record is from RefSeq and is a predicted model, not a curated record. The coding region runs from base 643 to 1578 and encodes 311 amino acids. Lineage: Eukaryota; Metazoa; Arthropoda; Insecta; Lepidoptera; Pieridae.